CUCAACAUCGGCUUUCUUUCACUUGGUUACGAACCAUCGUCCAUCGAAGAUGAACCGGAACAUUGUGCUCGCCACCAUCGUUGUUCUGAUCCUGGCCUUGUCCACGGUCUACGCGGAAGUCGUACAUUGGACACCGUGUCCAGCCGAAUCCGAAGAACGCAUUGUACAAUGUAUCAUACAUGAAGUACGUGUAGAUCCAUGCAGAGAAGCCGAAGAAAGAAAGCCUUGUUCCUUAAAAAGAGGUCGUAAUGCGAGUAUAAGUUUUGAUUAUACCGCUGAUUUUAGUGGGAAUGCGUUAUCCAGCAGAGCAUAUUGGGCUUCUGAACUCGUGGAUUUGCCAUUCUUGGGCAUGCCACUUGAUGCAUGCACAUCCACUGUUUGCCCAGCUUCGCCUGGCCAAAGGCAAAUAUAUUCUGUAAUAUUGCACAUCUCUAAGAAAUUCCCUGCUCGAACAUAUGAUCUCAAAUGGAAGCUGUGGAAUGAGCAAGAGCAAGAGUGUUGUUUCAUGUUCCAAAUUAAAUUGGUGAAAUGAUUGUUGUUCUCAAAUUCUAUGUGUCUGCAAUAAUUAUAAUUCGUCAAUUAAUAAUUUAAUGAAAUAAAUUGAUAUAAUCAUAUCAA
This is a messenger RNA of Pogonomyrmex barbatus (red harvester ant), 618 nucleotides long. RefSeq names its product MD-2-related lipid-recognition protein. Gene Ontology annotation, biological process: sterol transport. Lineage: Eukaryota; Metazoa; Arthropoda; Insecta; Hymenoptera; Formicidae. Gene Ontology annotation, molecular function: sterol binding. The record is from RefSeq and is a predicted model, not a curated record.